CCACGCCCCCCGCCAGUGGUAAUGAAAUGACUAACUUAGCCUUUGAACUAGACCCCCUAGAGUUAGAGGAGGAGGAGACCCAGCUUGGGGAGCAGAGUGGCUCUGCCAAGACUAGCGUUAGCAGCGUCACCACCCCGCCACCCCACGGCAAACGCAUCCCCUUCUUUAAGAAGACAGAGCAUGUGCCCCCCUAUGACGUGGUGCCUUCCAUGAGGCCCAUCAUCCUGGUGGGACCGUCGCUCAAGGGCUACGAGGUUACAGACAUGAUGCAGAAAGCUUUAUUCGACUUCUUGAAGCAUCGGUUUGAUGGCAGGAUCUCCAUCACUCGUGUGACAGCGGACAUUUCCCUGGCUAAGCGCUCAGUCCUCAACAACCCCAGCAAGCACAUCAUCAUCGAGCGCUCCAACACGCGCUCCAGCCUGGCUGAGGUGCAGAGUGAGAUUGAGCGAAUCUUCGAGCUGGCCCGGACCCUCCAGUUGGUCGCUCUGGAUGCGGACACCAUCAACCACCCAGCCCAGCUGUCCAAGACCUCGCUGGCCCCCAUCAUUGUUUACAUCAAGAUCACCUCUCCCAAGGUACUUCAGAGGCUCAUCAAGUCCCGAGGGAAGUCUCAGUCCAAACACCUCAACGUCCAAAUAGCAGCCUCAGAGAAGCUGGCACAGUGUCCCCCGGAAAUGUUUGACAUCAUCCUGGACGAGAACCAAUUGGAGGACGCCUGCGAGCACCUGGCUGAGUACUUGGAAGCCUAUUGGAAGGCCACCCACCCGCCCAGCAGCACGCCGCCCAAUCCGCUGCUGAACCGCACCAUGGCUACCGCGGCCCUGGCUGCCAGCCCUGCCCCUGUCUCCAACCUCCAGGGACCCUACCUUGCUUCCGGGGACCAGCCGCUGGAACGGGCCACCGGGGAGCACGCCAGCAUGCACGAGUACCCGGGGGAGCUGGGCCAGCCCCCGGGCCUGUACCCCAGCGGCCACCCGCCAGGCCGGGCAGGCACCCUGCGGGCUCUGUCCCGCCAGGACACGUUUGAUGCCGACACCCCCGGCAGCCGAAACUCUGCCUACACGGAGCUGGGAGACUCGUGUGUGGACAUGGAGACUGACCCCUCUGAGGGGCCGGGGCUUGGAGACCCUGCAGGGGGUGGCACCUCCCCAGCCCGACAGGGCUCCUGGGAGGACGAAGAAGAAGACUAUGAGGAGGAGGUGACCGACAACCGGAACCGGGGCCGGAGCAAGGCCCGCUACUGCCCCGAGGGCGGGGGUCCCGUUCUGGGGCGCAACAAGAACGAGCUGGGGGGCUGGGGGCGAGGCGUCUACAUCCGCUGAGAGGUCGGGGCGCGCCGUGGGAAGGGUGACCUGGGCGGGGGGAGGGACGGGGACCCCCCCCAGGUGGAUCUUGCCUCCGGGGUGGCGCCUCCCUCCUUUCAGAUGCCUUUUGCUCACCAUUUGGGGUUUCUCUGUAUCACCCAGCUCCCAGAGGCCCUUAAGCCCCAGCUGGAGGUUUUUACCUGCCUUCGGUGGAUGGAUGGCGGGAUCCCCACCUUCCCAAAGUGUCCCCUUUCCCCCCAUCCUUGGGGGCUCACCCCAUUCCCCUUCCUAGAAAAAAGGUGCACUUCACCCCUUCCACUCGGGGCCUGAGUGGGCUGGCCCUUCUUUUCCCAACCUGAAGUGUUUGGGAAGGGUUGGCGCUCCCUUCUCCCAGCUUCCUGGCAGCGUUGUUGGGUGGGUGAGGGCCACGGCAUGGAAACCCCUGGGGACACUGUCUUGGGGAGGGGUCUGGGUGGAAACCAGGAGGCGUCAGACACGGCACCUUCUCCCCAUGGCCAUGGCCAGCAGGGCCCAGAACCCUGAGAUGUGGGCCCCUGAGAUGCUGCCUCCGCCCCGCCACCCCCUGCCUCAGCCUUCACCUGCCCCAGGAAUGAGCUUUGCUGACCACAUCCCCUGCCUGCUGCCAUCAGAAGAGGGGGCCCCUCUGCAUCUGAGCCCCCGUCCCCAUGCCGCCUGGGAGGGGAGCCCACGGAACUCUGGUCUGCCUCAUCUUAAACCAAAAACUGCUCCUUCACCCCCACCCUGAGGCUCCAGGGGAGAGGCCCUGUGGGUGGGUGUGUGCCACUCCAAGGGUUGCCUCAAGCCUCGGCUCUCCCCUGGGGGGUUUGGCUGCUGCUGCUGCUCCGUCCUUGCCUCGUGAUUCUGUUACCCGCGUCCACUUUCCCCAGGAGAGACCUUGGUACCCCCGCUCCCCUGGGGUGUUCCUCUGCCUCAGUGUCCCGACAGCCCAGCAGCCCUGCCCCUCUCCAGCAUCCCAGCUGGGUCCGAGAGAGCCGAUUGUGCCAACGAGGACUGGGCCCUGCCCGGCUGCCCGCCUCAGGGAUGGGCACCUCAUGCCUGUCUCGCCACCUCUUGUGCCAAUGUUGUCCCACCCCCGCCGGGGGGUGGGGUGCAGUUUCCACUUACUGAUGAGAAGACACCACUGCCCAACACUAUUCCUCCCCGUCUGGUGUCCUGUGUCCCCUCUGGUGUCCCCUCUGUUGUCUGUCUGUCUGUCUGUACUCCCCUAGGAAAAGUAUUUUGCCAUUAUAAAACCGCCGUCCUGUCCUUUG
This is a messenger RNA of Carlito syrichta (Philippine tarsier), 2596 nucleotides long. RefSeq names its product voltage-dependent L-type calcium channel subunit beta-1. The record is from RefSeq and is a predicted model, not a curated record. Gene Ontology annotation, cellular component: voltage-gated calcium channel complex. Gene Ontology annotation, molecular function: high voltage-gated calcium channel activity. Gene Ontology annotation, biological process: chemical synaptic transmission; neuromuscular junction development; regulation of voltage-gated calcium channel activity. The transcript has 9 exons. The coding region runs from base 27 to 1322 and encodes 431 amino acids. Lineage: Eukaryota; Metazoa; Chordata; Mammalia; Primates; Tarsiidae.